AUGAAAGUUCUCCUGACUCUCCUUACUCUGUGGCUCCUCCUGCUCUCCAUCACGGUCCAGGGCAAGGUCUUUAACCAGUGUGCUAUGGUCAGAAGUCUAAGAAGACUUGGACUAGCUGACUUCCAAGGAAUCAGCCUGGCAAACUGGACGUGUUUGGUCAAAUCGGAGAGUGGUUAUAACACACAAGCUACAAGAUUCCAUAUUAAAGACCAAAGCACCAGCUAUGGGAUAUUUCAGAUCAGUAGCCGAUACUGGUGUAAUGACGGCAAAACCCCAGGAGCAACGAAUUUCUGUCGGAUAUCCUGCAGAGCUUUGCUGAGGAAUAACAUCAAGCCUGCCGUAACUUGUGUAAAGAAGAUCGUGAAGAAUAAACGAGGAAUUACUUCAUGGGAGAACUGGAGAAAAAACUGUCAAAACAAAAAUCUGGCUCAGUACGUUCAGGGCUGCAGAGUGUAA
Messenger RNA from Grammomys surdaster, 456 nucleotides. Its product is annotated as lysozyme C-like. The record is from RefSeq and is a predicted model, not a curated record. Gene Ontology annotation, biological process: defense response to Gram-negative bacterium; defense response to Gram-positive bacterium. The transcript is spliced from 4 exons. Gene Ontology annotation, molecular function: lysozyme activity. Lineage: Eukaryota; Metazoa; Chordata; Mammalia; Rodentia; Muridae. The coding region runs from base 1 to 456 and encodes 151 amino acids.